ACCUCAACACCAAAAUUUACUCUUCACUGCAAAUGGACUCGUCUCUUCCUCCUCCAUACCUCUCCGAUGCUGCAAUGUCGCAGCAGAGCCAAAUUCCUUUAAACCCAAUGGUUCCUCAAAAUCCAAUGGUUCCUAUGCCUAUGCAGGUUCCUAUGCCCAUGCCUUUGCAGAUGCCGAUGCCUUAUCAGAUGCAGAUGCAGAUGCCCAUGCCCCUUCACAUGCCUUUCCCGCUACCCCUUGCCAUCCAGGAAACCGGCCAAUCGGCCUCUGGGAAGCGCCGCCGAGAAGACGAAGCUCCCGGCACCGAAGUGGCCGAGCAGUCGGCGGCAAAGAGGGUAAAGGGUCAGGACGUGAUUUUCAGGAUCGUGGUGCCGUCGAGGCAGAUCGGGAAGGUUAUCGGCAAAGAAGGUUGUCGGAUACAGAAAAUUCGAGAAGAUACGAAAGCCACCAUAAAAAUUGCUGACGCUAUCGCUCGGCAUGAAGAACGAGUUAUCAUCAUUAGUUCAAAAGAUAAUGAUGAAAACAUUACUGAUGCUGAGAAUGCUCUCCAGCAAAUUGCCAAUUUAAUUUUAAAGGAAGAUGAUGGCAAUUUCGAUGCAUCAAAAGUCACAGCAGGACAUGUGGCUGCCAAUACAAUAAGGCUUUUGAUUGCUGGGUCCCAGGCGGGUGGUUUGAUUGGGGUGUCAGGUCAAAACAUUGAGAAGUUAAGGAAUUCCUCUGGUGCCACAGUUACUGUUCUUGCUCCAAAUCAGUUACCUUUGUGUGCAUCUGCUCAUGAAUCUGAUCGAGUAGUACAGUUGUCAGGAGAUGUUUCUUCAGUAAUCAAAGCUUUGGAGGAGAUAGCUUGUCAACUAAGGGAAAACCCCCCUCGACAAGUGAUUUCUAUCAGCCCAACAUACAAUUAUGCUGCAAUACGACCACCUCAACCAUAUCUUGACCCAACUUCAGCUGAUUAUGUUACCUUUGAGAUGCUGAUUUCGGAGACAUUGGUUGGUGGGCUGAUCGGCAGAUGCGGCUCAAACAUUUCGAGGAUCAGAAAUGAAUCUGGAGCAACAAUCAAGGUUUAUGGGGGUAAAGGUGAACAAAAGCAUAGGCAAAUUCAGUUUGGUGGUAGUGCUCAACAGGUAGCAUUGGCAAAACAGAGAGUUGAUGAGUAUAUAUACUCUCAGUUGAUACAACAAUCUGGCACCCAAUAAUCAGCGGAGGUAUUCUUCAAAAGCUUUUCUACAGGUGCUUAAAUGGGGAAUGUGGUUAUGUGGGUGGGGGAGGGAGACUUGGCAAAUUUAAUGUGUUGUCUUGUUAUAAAGUGGCCCCUGUUCUACCCUAAGUAGAUGAUGACCGAAAUUUUAGUUUGAGCCAAUAUAAACAAUGAUUUAGUAUCAAUCAGUUUUAUUUUCUAUUUACAUAAAUUGCCAGACCAUGUUUUGCAUUGAAAAUUAUCAAGCCAUGUCCUAUGCUUGGACAGGCAAGGAAUAAUUGAUAUGCCUCCUAUUGAAAGGUACAGUUUAGCUUUUCUUUAUUAUACAACUAAUUUAUACCCAAUCUAUUCAGUUUCCGGAGAAGACAAACCUGUAAAAUCAGGAUCUCUAGUUCUCAUCUAUGCUUGCUGUGCCUUGAAUCCAGCUUUCUUGCUUCAGAAUUGGUGCCAUCAUGGAUGUAAGUAGGAUGUUUACCUACAUAGUCACCAUGUGUUUACCCUAGUGCUGACCUGUGGAUAGAGUUUUUAGUUUUUCAAACUUUGGUUGUACCGUAUCAUUGUUUUAAAUUAAAUUAAAUUUGAAAGUUUGUGUUUUUUGGGUUGUCUAUAAAUUAUGGCACUAUGUAAUAGGCAAGGUUUCAUGGAUGUUUGGUACGGUUUUCAAGUGCUUUA
Molecule: messenger RNA, 1870 nt
Organism: Prosopis cineraria
Lineage: Eukaryota; Viridiplantae; Streptophyta; Magnoliopsida; Fabales; Fabaceae
Product: flowering locus K homology domain-like
Exons: 8
Coding region: 33-1196 (387 amino acids)
Biological process (GO): regulation of gene expression
Cellular component (GO): nucleus; cytoplasm
Molecular function (GO): mRNA binding
Source: RefSeq, a predicted model, not a curated record